Molecule: messenger RNA, 3677 nt
Organism: Papilio polytes (common Mormon)
Lineage: Eukaryota; Metazoa; Arthropoda; Insecta; Lepidoptera; Papilionidae
Gene: Varp
Product: ankyrin repeat domain-containing protein 27
Exons: 2
Coding region: 285-3068 (927 amino acids)
Biological process (GO): neuron projection morphogenesis; early endosome to late endosome transport
Cellular component (GO): early endosome; transport vesicle; late endosome
Molecular function (GO): guanyl-nucleotide exchange factor activity; SNARE binding
Source: RefSeq, a predicted model, not a curated record
CAACGUCAUACAUGAACGUUCUGUGAAAAACCUUGUCUUUUCUUUGCUCACAUUAAAAUUCUUUACUGAUCUGUCUGUCGGCGACUUUUGUAAUUAGUUGGUUCGCGAAGUGCAAAAGUGGUUAGUGUUUCUGCGGUGCGCUUAAAUUCAUGAAUAUUAAAAUAAUUUUGCUUUUUCGCUUUUCAAUGAAUUUCUCACAUUGUGAUUUUGUGAUUAAAUAGUGUUAGAUAUUACUUUAUCUUACGAGGAAUUAACAUAAUUUCACUAUAAAGAACAACUUGAAGAUGGAGGGUGCAUAUGAUGAAAUAAUAUCAGAUAAUCCUUUUUUUAUGGAACUGAGAAAUGAAUAUACAAAUUUAUUUCAACAUUGUAUUACGCACUCUUGGAUAAUUUGCGUUCCUCGUAUCGGGAGUCUAAAUACUCGUGUAUUCACAAUAGAGGACUUUGGGGCGCACAUUUUAGUACCUAGCGAAGAACUUCCAGAAACUCAUUAUAGUACAUUAACAGAGAAACAAGUUACAGUCAAUAAUAAAGUAAUUACUUUAGAACUAACUAAAGGUUUGCCUCUUCAAAGUCAUAUACUUUUUGAAGAAACAUUUUAUACUGAAGACUUCAUUAAAUAUAAAGUGUGGUGUAUAGAAAGUUCUCUAGAACCCACUACAACCACAGGUGACAAUGUUGUUACUAAAGAUUGUCUUGUCUCUAUAAAUGAUUGCAUUGACCUGCUAUGGACACAAGCAGCUGGUCGCCAAGUUCUUGAUCAAAUAGAACUAAAUGUGCAAAUAUUUCUAAAGAAAAAUCCCACUUUACCUAUAGCUAUUGGAACACUCAAAGAAGCAAUCAGUGAACUUUACACACAGUGCCUGCAAACAACAUUGCAGAAUCGAAGACUUCGUGAGAAAUCAAAAGCAUCUAAACAUAUAUUAGAUAAUAUAAAGUUAGCUGUAGAAAGCUACAUGCAACAUCUUUUGUUUGACACAUUAUUCAAAUCAAUAUGUACCAGUUGUGCCUAUGAAGAUUCUCACUUGAAUAAAAAAAUAAGAAACAUGUCAGAUAUCCAGCUUAGAGAUUUGGAAAUUAAGAAAGAACUAUACCAUGCUGUACCAAAGGCAAAGCAGAUACUAUCCAAGAUUGAUUCAUAUAAUACUUCUUUGGAAAAAAUACUUUGUCUGAAACAAGCUUUAAAUGCUGUCAAUAAAAUUGAUAAUACCAAUAAUGUUAUACUUUUGACUGCAGAUGAUCUUUUACCUGUUUUUGUAUUUCUUCUUAUCAAAUCUGGUUUACCUACAUGGUACAGUCAACUUACUUAUAUGAAGGAAUUUCGCUUUAGCUGUGUUGGUAAAGGUGAUGGUGAUGAAAGUUCUUUUUUAAUCACCACACUUGAAGCUGUUAUAGAGCACAUACAAUCUGGUGCCUUAGCUGGUCCUCCUGACCCUGAAUCUUAUUACUACGAAAGUAACCUUACUGAAGAAAAUUUACAAGACAAUAAACAAAGGAGAAGUAGCUUGACAGAGUCUAUUACAACAUCAGAAACCAACUGCAGAGAAGAAACACUUGAAUAUGUGUUUGAGUUAAUUAAAGCUAAUCAUACAGAACAAGUACAAGAAAUAUUAGAAAGAAAUCAGAGACAUUUAAAAAGCAUUCAACAGAAUGAAAAAAGCAUCCUUAAGAUAGCAUUAGAAGAAUCAUUAAACAACAAUGAUUUAGAUGAUGAGGAUAGUAAUAGUGAUACAGAAAUAUACCAAAAACUUUGUCAUCCAUUGUGCAAUUGUAAAAAAUGUUGGUUCAAAAUCUCAAAGAAUCUAUUAAAGACAUCUCCAACUAUUUCAUCGAGAGACAGUCAUGGUCUUACUCCGUUGCAUGUUGCUUGUAUCCACGGGAAAGCUGCAAUAGUAGAAAUAUUAUUAGAAAUGGGUGCCGAUGUAAAUGCCACAGAUCUUAAUGAAUGUAUUCCUUUGCAUUAUGCCGCUUCAAGAGGACAUCAAAAUGCACUUCUAUUAUUAUUACAUUCUGGAACUAAUAUUAACUAUCCAAAUGUGGAUAAAAACACACCUCUGCAUUUAGCAGUAAAUAAUGGACAUUUGAAUUGUGUUAAGGCAUUAAUUUAUUUCGCAGAGCAUGGUAGAAAGAAAAUGAGAAUAAAUUGUGUUAAUGAAGUUGGAAAUACACCUUUACAUUUAGCAUCCAAAUGGGGAUAUGAAGGGAUUGCUCGGCUGUUGAUAGAGAAUGGUGCCGAACCAACAUUACAGAACAAGAAUAACAAAAGUGCGUUUGAUUACGCUCAUAACUUAAGAAUUUUACAUGUCCUAAAAUCUUCUACACCAACAUUAUUUGAAUACAUUCACAUAACAAGUUCUGAUAUUAAGAAAUUAAAUUGUAAAUCUGACGAUUCUGAAAUCCUUAAAUUGGGAAAAUUAAGCUUUAAAAAUAGAGACAUCAGUAAUAAUGCUUCAAAAGCGGUGGAGAAUUUGAAAAGAAUUGAUAGAGUAUUACAGGCAAUUACCUAUGGUGACAUCAAACUUGCUUGUUUCUAUUUAAAUAUUGACUAUGAAUCAAAUACUGAUAACAGACUCGCUUCUAAAGGACCACUCUGCCAUCCACUAUGUGAAUGUCAAUUUUGUAAGAAACCCCAACCUCAAAUAUCAGAUUUUGAUAUAAAUUUUGCGGAUACAAAUGGUUUUACAGCAUUACACUAUACAGCACGAUUUGGUAUGGACGAAUUAUGCAAAAUAUUAUUAAAUAACAAAGCUGAUGUGAACUGUGUUAACAAGAAAGGACAAACUCCCUUGCAUCUGGCUGCUAUGUACAAUAAAACAACUGUUAUCACUCUGCUUCUCGACAAUGGAGCAAAUAUAAACUCUAUUGACGCAGCAGGAAGUACAGCUUUGCAUAAUUCUAGUGAUAUGGGCAAUAUUGGAGCGACCAAAGCACUCCUAAAUUAUAACCCAGAUCUAUCUUUACUGGAUGUUACCGAAAAAUCAGCUUUAGAUGUAGCUAAAAAGAAAGUCCAUUUAACUAUAAUAGAUUUGAUAGAAAAAUAUGCAAAUAAAUUAGAUAAAAAUAAAUAAAGCCUGCAUUAACAUUAAAGAUUAAUUAAUAAUUAACUGUUAGUUACUAAUAUUGUUAUUGAUUCUUAUUAAUUGUUAACAUUCCAUUGACAUGAUUUUGUUGCAAUAUAACUAAUUAUUAAAUACUAAUAGAAGAGUCGUCACUAAAAAGUGCCUUAGUGUAUUUAUGAGUGAAAUAUAAACAACUCCUAAGUAAAAAUGCUUAAAUGGCUUGCCUUAACUAUAUGAUAAGAUGACACUAUUCUUGAAUCUUUAAUUUUUCGAUCACGAAAUCUUGGCCAUUUUAAGUACUUAUGUUUAAGUCUAUAAUACGUAUGUAAAGUUCUUUUUUUAUUUAGUUUAUAAAAAUUGUUUUGUUUUUACAGCACAAAUGUUUUUCUGGUUUUUGUGUUUAUGUGCCAUAGACAUCAUCCAAUUAUUAAUAAGACUGAUUUUAUGUAUCACACACUAAUUAUAAUGUUUUUACAACUUAUUGUAUUUUUAUGUUUUCUUUUGUAUCCUUAUUUCAAUAUUUGUACAGUACUAUUUAAAAUAUGUGAUAUAUACCAUGACAUUGUAAGGACAUUAUAAAAAAAACUAUACUUUGUUUAUUUUAUAAUGAAAAAUGGU